UUCUGAGGAUGGAUUAACGGCCAGGGCUGCCUCGGUGGGCGCGAGCCGGGCGGCGGCACGCGCCGUUGCCAGACAGGCCACGUUGCCUUAGCUCCCACCCUUCCCGGGGCCGCGGGACCGGAAGCCCCCGCCGCAUGCCCUUUGAACCGGGAAGUCCUUGCGGAGGCCUGGGCGGACCGGGUUUGAAUGAAAUCCGGCUGAUUCACGGCGGCCUGGGCCGAGGCGGCGCGGUACAGGGGGCUCUGCCCGCAGGAGAGAGAUCUACUGGCAUCAUCUUUAUAGUCAAAAAGUGGGAGCUGCUGCUGAGUUUGUUCUGUGAUCACCUUUUGCUGAACACCAGAAAUAUGGAUAGACUUCUGCGACUUGGAGGAGGUAUGCCUGGGCUGGGACAGGGGCCACCAACAGAUGCUCCUGCGGUCGAUACAGCGGAACAGGUUUAUAUCUCUUCCCUUGCACUGCUGAAAAUGUUGAAGCAUGGUCGUGCUGGUGUCCCUAUGGAAGUUAUGGGUCUGAUGCUCGGAGAAUUUGUUGAUGACUACACUGUGAGAGUGAUUGAUGUUUUUGCAAUGCCACAGUCGGGAACGGGUGUCAGUGUAGAGGCAGUUGAUCCUGUAUUUCAAGCAAAAAUGUUGGAUAUGCUGAAACAGACGGGAAGACCUGAGAUGGUAGUUGGUUGGUAUCAUAGUCACCCUGGCUUUGGCUGUUGGUUGUCUGGUGUAGAUAUCAAUACUCAGCAGAGCUUUGAAGCCUUAUCAGAAAGAGCUGUUGCUGUUGUGGUGGAUCCCAUUCAGAGUGUUAAAGGAAAGGUUGUUAUUGAUGCCUUCAGAUUGAUCAAUGCUAAUAUGAUGGUCUUGGGACAUGAACCAAGACAAACAACUUCAAAUCUGGGUCACUUAAACAAACCAUCUAUCCAGGCACUAAUUCAUGGACUAAACAGACAUUACUAUUCCAUCACCAUCAACUACAGGAAGAAUGAACUAGAACAGAAGAUGUUGCUAAAUUUGCAUAAGAAGAGUUGGAUGGAAGGUUUGACACUGCAGGACUACAGUGAACAUUGCAAACUCAAUGAAACAGUAGUGAAGGAGAUGUUAGAAUUAGCUAAGAAUUAUAACAAGGCUGUUGAAGAAGAAGAUAAGAUGACACCUGAACAGCUGGCAAUAAAAAAUGUUGGCAAGCAGGACCCCAAACGUCAUUUAGAAGAGCAUGUGGAUGUGCUGAUGACCUCAAACAUUGUCCAGUGUUUAGCUGCUAUGUUGGAUACAGUUGUAUUUAAAUAACUGAUUUACUGUUUGUGAUGCUUUCUGUGUAUAUUUGUUUAUUGUUUCUAAUACUCAUAAAACAGAGACUGUUGAGGCCCUGUUUGUUUAAACAGAGACAUCCGAUUUCAUUCGCAAUGUAAGUGCAGCACUAUAACACCUUUCAGUCUCUAAUUGUGCAGUUGCUUCUGUUUCUUUAUGUCAGGGUCUUUACAGAUGCCAGAGCAUUCAAGAACACAACAUGGGCAAAAAUGUAUUACUUUUUCAUUUAAUAUUUGGGGGGAAAAUCAGUAGUACAUAUAUAUUUUGAUUGUUGCAACAUAAUAAAAAUACAUUUACAAACCUG
This is a messenger RNA of Phalacrocorax carbo (great cormorant), 1602 nucleotides long. The record is from RefSeq and is a predicted model, not a curated record. NCBI's taxonomy places the organism in Eukaryota, Metazoa, Chordata, Aves, Suliformes, Phalacrocoracidae.